UCCCCGAAUGAGAUUUGUAGGUGAUGUUUUAUCAUGUCUCUUAUUAGCAAAGUGCAAGUCACAACUAAUAAAUGCAAAUAAAUACCGAAUAAAAUAUGCAACAAUCCGUGUGGUUUUGCAUCAGUGGAGCAUAUCGUGCUAACCCAAUCGCACAGUUAAUGCGUUAUUUCGCGUCGUUUAUGUUUGAGACCAAUGCUUAAAGCGUCGCUUCAUUGCCAAUGUUGAAAUGGUGAACAAGCAAGCUGAAGCGAUUGAAAAGGACCCUAUAAUACAGAGCCUUGAGAGGUCUAGCUCUUUGGUUAUUUUAAAUCAGUUACGUCGCUUUACGAGAUGUUUACUUGACCCAGAUUUACUAGCGGCGAAAGCCUUUUGCUUUUUCUUGUAUGGGGCUUGUGGAGCGUUGCUGCCGUAUUUACCACUGUAUUUGAAGCAGUUUGGAAUUCACGCCUACCAAGUUGGGAUUAUUCUAGGGAUUGGUCCAGUUGUACAAUGUCUAGGUGCACCAGCGUGGGCAGCUGUAGCGAACAAGUGGCGAAUAGGCAAGUUUAUUUUUCUUAGCGGAAUUCUUUCUUGGCUUGUGAAAGGACUGUUGAUAUUAGCAGUUCAUCCUAGAGCACAAGUUUGCAUUCAAAGCUACAAGAACACGACGACGAAUAUAACCUAUGUCCACGCGUAUCACUUAUGGAAAAAUAAAUUAAGCAACACCGAAAAGCAGUGGAGAGCUGUUUAUCCAAAGCCGACAGUCCCGCCAAAGUUUGUGAGUACAACAACCGUGCAUAGAACCAGUGCAAAUCCCAAUCAGAACUCAUCAAUCCCUGCCAAUAGAACAAUUCUUGAAGACGUACUUGGUGAUGAUGAUUACUAUGGAGAUAUUUUUGAUGGGAAAGACAAUUUAGGAAGUCUUCAAAAGACAAGAAGAUUGAUGGCUGUAGUACCACAUCACGUAUUAAUCAACCAAAUUUAUACCAACCGUGAAUCCAAAUUACAAACAACUAAAUUCAGUAAAUCACUAAACGUGACAGUGAUGAAUGAAGUGCAAAUCGAUAGACAAGAGCUUAAUGACAUAUUCCUCAUAAUUCUAUUGUUUGUUCUGAUCGGGGACUUUCUCCAGUCCUCCACGUUUACCCUUGCCGAUGCAUCUGUACUCAACCGGUUGGACGAGGACCAUCGUGAGAGCCCCACUGGUAUGCGAAUUGCAGGUUGUCUCGGAAGUAUGAUAGCUGUUAUCUUGGUUGGCACCAUUAUAUAUGACUCUAAGUACGACCUCUGUGGUGCGCCCCGCGCUCUUUACUACGUUGCCUUCUACUUCUUCAUCGGGUUUAUGUGUAUGGCAUUUGUGAACUCUCUAUGGUUCCAGUUUUCAUACCACGACGACCGCGGUUGUGGAAGUGUACUGAAAGUCAUUUCGCUGUUUACAAAUCGCGAAGACAGCGCGUUUCUCGUCUGCGUUCUCUACGUUGGACUCUGCUAUGGAUUCCUGUCACAUUUCCUGUUCUGGUUCGUAGAUGACCUUGGGGGACACACGCUUAUAAUGGGAACUGCAAGUGCGCUUAGAGAACUUACAGCAUUGGUGUUUUUCUUUGUCGGCGACCGUCUCCUUCCGUUAGUGGGUCAGACGAAUGUGAUGGUUAUGACCCUGUUAUGCUACUCGGCUUGUUUUUUCACCGCCUGGAGACUUACCACUGAUUUGUGGAUCAUUGUCGCGUUGGGGGUGGUAGAGGGGGCAACGUUUGCUUCCUUUUGGCGCUGUUGUGAGAAGUACUUCGCCUACCUUGGGACGCCAAAGAAAAUUAUCGACAGCACUCAAAGUUUCCUGCAGGCUGUAUUCUGGGGACUGGGCAAUGGCGGUGGCGCCAUGGUUGGUGGUUCGCUCAUCACGCAGUUUGGCGCGAGAACGACCUUUGGCGCGUUUGGCGUGACGUCACUAGUCGUGUGUUUGCUGUAUGUGAUCUAUUGUUACGUCCUCAGCGAGCUUAGCAAGGAGAGUUCAGGAGACGAUACAAGUAGUGACGACGACCAAUGACAACGAUGGAAUGGAAGGAUCAUGAUAAUUAGUAAUUGAUUUGAAUUUUGAACUGCAAAGAGUAUAAUAAAGACAGUUAUUUUGGGGGCAUUUGGCGUAUUAUAAAUCUGGCUAGAGGAUCAAUAAUUUAACCUGAAAAAACUGGAAUAAAUAAUAAUAAAAUAAUAAUGGACAAUUAUGGCACGAUGCACCAUAUCAUUCAACCAGGGAGGCGUGGUGACUGGAGAUGCAACUGUAUAUAAUUUAAGCUUAUUUCACGCUUUGUUUGCUUCGCUUGGAGCAAAUCUGGUAUAUUCCAAUCUCUAUUUUUUCUUUUUAUUUUUAUUUCUAAAGCUUGGUCUUACCAGGCCACAUUUCAACACGUUUUGGGUGUUAUCACGCUAUUUCUUGGAGAGAUAUUUGUUCCGGAAGUUUUAGGCUGCUAGCGCUCUUCUGUGAGUGUAUUCGGAAAUGGCUGUUUUCGGAGUUUUAGGACUCAUGUGGCGCGCGAGACAAAAAGGGAGGGGGGGUAUGAGGGAAAGAGGCCCUUCCCCCUUCCUCUUCUCUCUCUCGCACGCACAGGAAUCCCGAAACAUUCAUUUCCGAAUAAACCCACAGGAGAGCCAGCUAGCUAAGAAAAUAUUAGCGUUACAAUAUUUGUCACGAUGCGAGUCCAUUGCACAAUGGAGUUACUAACCGCCAAAUUCAGAAGCAGAAUUUUACUCCAAUAAGAGCACAGAGAUCGCAUCAAUGGAAUACAGUUGCGUCGCCAUUCCUCACACCUCCCUGAUUCUGCAUACUGUAUUUUACUUUAUCACGUAGGAGAUCAAUAAGAUGUACAAAAAUACUCCAGUCAUCAUUUAUUUUUGUGAAAAAUAAACUAUGAAACUCAAACAAUUCAUCUUGAGUACAAGAGUAAA
This is a messenger RNA of Nematostella vectensis (starlet sea anemone), 2922 nucleotides long. RefSeq names its product major facilitator superfamily domain-containing protein 6. The record is from RefSeq and is a predicted model, not a curated record. Bases 227 to 2023 code for a protein of 598 amino acids. Gene Ontology annotation, cellular component: membrane. The transcript is spliced from 2 exons. Lineage: Eukaryota; Metazoa; Cnidaria; Anthozoa; Actiniaria; Edwardsiidae.